AUGAAGGGAUUCAUCCUGGCCCUGGUACUCGCCCUCGUGGGGGCCCAGAAGCAGGACCUCGAGCCUGUUUUUCAUAUUGGCAAGACCUACCAGUAUGGCUACGAAGGCGUUAUCCAGCACUGGUUGCCCAGCAGAGGCCUAGCGAUGGCAGGGGUGAGGCUAACCUGCAAGCUGGAGAUCAGCUGUGUCUCUCGCAGUGACCACCUUCUCCAGAUUCGAUCACCAAUGAUGGAGGAAUACAAUGGCUUCUGGCCCACAGACCACUUCACACCAUCUUCGAGGCUCACAGACACCAUUGCUGCAUGCUUCAGCCAAGCCUUUAAAUUUGAAUACACUGAGGGAAGGGUUGGAAGUAUUUUUGCCCCUGAGGACUGUCCCAUCCUUUGCAUUAACCUAGUGAGAGGGAUACUGAAUGUGCUGCAGAUAACCAUCAAAAAGACACAAAAUGUUUAUGAACUACAGGAGGCUGGGAUUGAAGGCAUCUGCCAAACCAGAUACGUUAUCCAGGAUGACAGAAAGAAUAACCGUGCCAUCAUUUCCAAAAGCAAGGACCUGAUGGACUGCCAGGAUAAAGUGGUGAAGAACAUAGGAAUAGCGUACAUCCGCCCCUGCCCCACCUGCCCCCUGAAAGCCAGAAACAUUAAGGGCACAGCGAUGUACACUUACAAGAUGAAGUAUUAUGACAGCGGGGCCUUGGUGACAUCUGCUGCAUCCGAGCAGGUGUACCUGAUCUCUCCCUUCAAUGAACCCAAGGGGGUAGCAGUCAUGGAGGCAAGACAAGAACUGUCUCUGGUUGACAUUAAAAGGACUCCUAUCAGUGCACCAAAAACUCCGCUGCAAAACCAGGGAAGUCUUCGUUAUCAGUUUGCAGGAGAGCUACUCCAGAUGCCAAUUCCUCUAGUAAGGAUUACCAAUCCUGAUUUACAGUUAACAGAAACACUGCGACAAUUAGUUCAGAAUAAUGAGGAAGGAGCCACUAAAGAAGCUUCAGUCAAGUUCUUACAAAUGGUCCAGCUUUUCCGUAUAGUGACCCUUGAUCAAAUCAACUCUUUGUGGAUGCAGUUGGCCAAUGGCCUUCCCUACAGGCGCUGGUUCCUGAGUGCCGUCUGCGCUGCUGGAGCUACCGACACAUUCAGAUUCCUGAAGCAAAAAGUUCAUGAUGAGCAGCUAAACAUCUGGGAAGCAGCUGCAACUCUCCCGCUCGCCUUCCAUUUCGUUACACCCAACAAGCAAACCCUAGACGUUGCCUCAACUUUUCUGACCUGUCCUCAAAUCCAGAAAGCACCAAUACUUCGAACACUUGUUUACCUGGGAUAUGGUAGCAUCGUAAAUAAAUACUGUGCUCAGUCUUCACUUUGUCCAGAUGAACUUCUUCAGCCACUCCAUGACCUUGCUACUGAAGCCACCAGCAAAGGCAGCGCCAAAGACAUGGCCUUGGCCCUGAAAGCCAUAGGCAAUGCAGGAGAGCCGGCCAGCCUCAAACGCAUGCUGAAGUUUUUGCCAACAUUUUCACCUGCUGCAGCUUCAUUGCCGAGCAGAAUUCAUGCUGCUGCCGUGUUGGCCUUGAGGAAAAUCGCCAGAAAAGACCCUGCAAAAGUAAGGGAGAUCUCUCUCCAGGUCUUUAUGGACAACACACUUGUUCCUAACGUCCGAAUGGUAGCUUGCGUUGUCCUCUUCGAAACUAAGCCUGCUCUUCCAACUGUAACAGCUAUGGCCAGCUCGCUGCUGACGGAGCCCAGCUUACAAGUAGCCAGUUUCACAUACUCACACAUGAAGGCUUUGGCAGUAGGCAGGAUCCCACAACUCUAUAAACUAUCUGCUGCUUGCAACAUUGCCAUUAAACUUCUGAGCCCCAGACUUGACAGGCUGAGCUAUCGUUACAGCAAGGUCGUCCAUGUCGGUGGUUAUUCCUCUGAAUAUCAGGCUGGUGCCAUUUGGAGGGUCUAUCUAAUGAACAGUCCCAGCACCAUGUUUCCAUCUGAUAUAAUCACAAAAGUAAGAGGAUAUUAUGCAAAUACUGCAACAGAUAUUAUCGAGGUGGCUCUCCGGUCACAAAGCCUAACCAAGCUUAUCAGGAAGCAGAAUAUUCCCUUUGCUGAGUAUGAUACAUACAAGGCACUGAAGGAACUCGGUAAAACGCUUCUGGGAUGGAAAGAACUGCCUCCUGAAGACCCUCUGUUGUCCGCUUCUGUCAAAGUAUGGGGCCAGGAGAUCGCCUUUGUUGACAUUGAUAAAGAUGCCAUUCAGGAGACCGUGAUGAGUGUAACUGGAUCAUCAGACUGGCAGCCGGUGCUUAAAAAAGUGGUGGAAGAGGUCCAGCGAGGCAUUUCAGGCCGAUGGACCCUGCCGGUGAUGGUGGGCGAGUUGAGGCACAUUGUCCCCACGAUGGUCGGCAUGCCACUGGAGCUCAGUCUGUGUGGUGUCGCGCUGAGCCAGGCUGUGGCCUUCGUGGAAACACAGAUAUCACCACAACUGUCUGACAAUUUUAGACCUUCACAGUUGCUGGAGACCAACAUGGAUAUUCAUGCUGACAUCAAGCCAAAGGCAUACUCUCAUAUGAUUGCAAUGAUGGGGAUUAAUACACAAUACUUUCAGAGCGGUCUUGAAUUUCAUGCAGAGUUCAGUGCCAACACUACAAUGAAGUUUGAUGCCAGGAUAAAUAUGAAAGAGAAAAAUGUGAAGAUCGAAACCCUUCCCUGCCGUCAGGAGGUUGAGCUUGCAGCUGUGAGGAGUGAAGUUUAUGCUAUUUCAAGGAAUAUGGAAGAAGUAGAUUCCGAAAAGAAAUCCCAGCUUCUCCCCAAGGAAGAAGUACCACGUGUUUCUGACCAGCCAGUUCGUCCAUCAGAAAGAUCUUCAGGACCUGGCAGCUGGAAGCAAAGCAGUACUCCUAGUGUGAUAUCCAAAGGAUACCAGCAAGGUUCAGAAGAGGCACAUCACCACAGUGCAGGAGGAAGAUUUUACACACACAACUUCUGUGGAAAGUUUGAGAGUUUGGGGUGUUCUGCUUGUCUCAGCUUAAAGUCACAAAAUUUUGCUUUCUUAAGAAAUACCUUUCUGCACAAAUUAGCCGGAGAACUGGAAGCCAAAAUAGUUUUGAAGCCAGUUCAUGCAGAUGCUGAUAUUGACAAAAUACAGCUGGAGAUUCAGGCAGGAUCCGAAGCGGCUUCCAAAAUAAUUGAUGUAGCAAGCUCAGUGCCUGAGACAGAGGACGAGAGAUUUCCAUACGAGGAUAUAAAAGCUAAGCUGAAGGAGAUUCUAGGCAUUGAAAACGUGUUCAAGGUCGCAAAUAAAACACGGCACCGUAGGAGACGGGUUCACAGAACAGACAACACUGCAGUUACAGACCUCUGGGCAGAGCCCAGUGCAACCCCCCUCUCCAGUUCAUCCUCUUCUUUCACUGCUUCCUUUGCUGAUGGCAAAGAGCCUGGAAAGGAAGACAAGAAAGGUGAAAUAGGGCACUCUGGGAAGAAGCGUGGCAGCAAUAGCAAGAGCAGCAGCAGCAGUGUCAGCUCUGCUAGCAGUAAAAUCUGCAGCAGCAGCGGAGAAGACCACUCUGGAGACAGGCAUUGCGGUGGGGACAGCGGACAUUACAACCAACAGGCAAAUCUACCCGUUUACCAGUUUUGGUUCAAGCCAGCAGAUGAACAGUACCCAGGAAGGGAAGUCCUAAAUGGCAGCAUCAGCUCCUCCUCUUCAGUUAGUGAUGAAGGCAUCUCUGGAGCCAUGUCUCAGCCUAAAUUCUUGGGAGACAGCAAGCCACCAAUUCUGGCUGCAGUCCUUCGUGCCAUCCACAGAAAUGGGCAACCGACGGGAUUACAGCUUGUUCUGUACACUGAUACACAGCCCACGAGAUCGAGGAUACAGAUGUUUGUUUCAAGCAUCACAGGAUCAAGUAGAUGGAAACUCUGUGCUGAUGCUUCGGUAACAAGUUCUCAUAAAGUACUGGGUUCUCUUAAAUGGGGAAAAGAUUGCCAGGACUACCAGAUUGCUACUCAGAUUGCUACAGGGCAAUUUGCUGCUUAUCCAGCUAUGCAGAUGAAGCUGGAGUGGCCAGAAGUACCUUCGAUAGUCCGAAAAACUGCAAGAUGGUGA
Messenger RNA from Mesitornis unicolor (brown roatelo), 4092 nucleotides. Its product is annotated as vitellogenin-2-like. The record is from RefSeq and is a predicted model, not a curated record. Gene Ontology annotation, biological process: lipid transport. The coding region runs from base 1 to 4092 and encodes 1363 amino acids. Lineage: Eukaryota; Metazoa; Chordata; Aves; Mesitornithiformes; Mesitornithidae. Gene Ontology annotation, molecular function: lipid carrier activity. The transcript is spliced from 27 exons.